Messenger RNA from Argiope bruennichi, 822 nucleotides. Its product is annotated as astacin-like metalloprotease toxin 5. The transcript has 6 exons. The record is from RefSeq and is a predicted model, not a curated record. Gene Ontology annotation, biological process: proteolysis. Gene Ontology annotation, molecular function: zinc ion binding; metalloendopeptidase activity. Bases 77 to 796 code for a protein of 239 amino acids. NCBI's taxonomy places the organism in Eukaryota, Metazoa, Arthropoda, Arachnida, Araneae, Araneidae.
AAUCCUGAUAAAGGAAAUGUAUAUAAGAAAUCGAAAAUAUUUUUACUGAUUGUUAGUCGUUCCAUCGAUUAUCAGGAUGAGAGCAUUAAUUGUUUUCCUUCUGGUGGCUGUUGCCACUGCAACACCAGUUAUCAAUCGGAAUCCUAUGAUCAAUGAAGGAUUCUUUGAAGGAGACAUCGCUGGGAUAGAUCCUUACCAGGACAGAAAUGCAGUUCCUAAAGAUUCUCAGCGUUGGACUAAUGGCGUGGUCCCUUAUGUUCUAGAUCCAUCCGUGAAUCAUAUCAAGGACUUGAUUUUAAGAUCAAUGAAACAUAUCGAACAAAAUUCAUGCAUCAAGUUUGUACAGAGAACGACCGAGCACAACUACGUAACAAUUUACUACGGAAAUGGCUGUUGGUCUUUCUGGGGUUUACUCAAUAGAGGUGAACAAAAACUGUCUCUUGGAUCUGGAUGUCAAUACUUCGGCACUGUUGUCCACGAACUUCUCCAUGCCUUAGGUUUCGAACACGAGCACAACCGAUCAGAUAGAGAUAAUUAUCUCAACAUUCAUCUGGAAAACGUUGAUCCAGCAUGGCAUUAUGCUUUUAAGAAAUUGCUACCUCACGAGAAUAGACUGCUGACCGAUUUUGAUUAUAAUUCCGUCAUGCUGUACGGACAAGGAUCUUUCGCCAAGUCCUAUGGUUUAAAGAGUAUGACGGCUAAGGAUGGUCGAUUCCUGGAUGAGCCUUAUAACAAGCCCGGAAUGUCGGCCUCUGACAUAAAAAGACUGAACAUAUUGUACCAAUGCAAACAAUAAAUCAUUUUGUUUCAUUUUAUGCACUA